Capsicum annuum is the source of this 972-nucleotide messenger RNA. RefSeq names its product transcription factor SCREAM2. The coding region runs from base 184 to 660 and encodes 158 amino acids. Gene Ontology annotation, biological process: regulation of DNA-templated transcription. The transcript has 4 exons. Gene Ontology annotation, cellular component: nucleus. NCBI's taxonomy places the organism in Eukaryota, Viridiplantae, Streptophyta, Magnoliopsida, Solanales, Solanaceae. Gene Ontology annotation, molecular function: protein dimerization activity; sequence-specific DNA binding; DNA-binding transcription factor activity. The record is from RefSeq and is a predicted model, not a curated record.
UAAUAAUGUAUGCUAAUAAGAAAUAAAAUGGUGAUGAGUUGGGAAGCAAACAAGAGGUAAUAUUGAUAUGAGAGCUCCUUUUCUCCCCCUUUAAAGAGAGCUAGCUGAUAUGAGGAAGAGAGAGAAAUUAAAGAGGUAAAAAAAGAAAAGAGAAGAAAGGAAGAGAAAGAAAGAAAGAAAAGAAUGGUAUCGAGGGAGCAGAAAAGAGCUGCAGUACUGCAUGAGAAGUUGCAACUUCUUCGAUCAAUCACUAAAUCUCAUGCUAUUAGUGAAAGCUCAAUCAUAUUAGAUGCGUCAAAGUAUAUUCAAGAAUUGAAACACAAAGUGGAAAGGCUGAAUCAAGAUAUAACUACCACUACGUCUCAAAGUAAUUCAAACAACAAGACUUCAUCGCCCCAAAUUGAAGUGGAAACCCUGGAAAAAGGUUUCUUGGUGAAUGUAUAUUCAGAAAGAAGUUGCCCUGGCUUACUUGUUGCCAUAUUAGAAGUUAUUGAGGACCUUGGCCUUAACGUGCUCGAAGCUAGGGUUUCUUGCACUGAUACCUUUCGAUUACAAGCAUUUGGAGGAGAGAAUGAAGAAGCCAUCAUUAAUGCCCAAGUGGUGACACAGGCAGUUUUUGAAGCUAUUAAGAGCUGGAGUGAAAGCAACGAGCAAGGCUAAUUAAUCAAUCAAUGCAGUUUAAUUAGCUAUCAUACGUACAAUGAUCUCUCUCUCGUUUUUCUCUUUAAUUUUAACUUUCACCUCAUCUUCCUAGCUAGCUAUGAUAGUUAUAUUAAUCGAUAAGGAAUUAUUGGCUAGCCAUUAAUUCAUCAAUAUUAUAGUAAUGAUCAAAGAUCAUUCAUUUUGCCCAGUCAAAUGACUCUCCAGGGUUUUGUUUUCACGUAAGGGAAACAAUUUCGAAGAAAGAAAGCUACUCUUUAAUUGUUCUGUAUACUUUGAAGUUUAUCCAAAAGUUUGCUUCUCUGUGCUUAA